Messenger RNA from Empidonax traillii (willow flycatcher), 2382 nucleotides. RefSeq names its product NADPH dependent diflavin oxidoreductase 1 (gene NDOR1). The record is from RefSeq and is a predicted model, not a curated record. The transcript has 15 exons. Lineage: Eukaryota; Metazoa; Chordata; Aves; Passeriformes; Tyrannidae. Bases 182 to 1891 code for a protein of 569 amino acids. Gene Ontology annotation, molecular function: FMN binding; flavin adenine dinucleotide binding; NADPH-hemoprotein reductase activity. Gene Ontology annotation, cellular component: cytosol.
GCUCUUCCCCAGGUCUUCUCAAGUGAGGGGGAUUUGUAGGGCAGACAGGAAAGUUAAAACCAGCGGUAGGAACAGCCGAUCCCAGGGCUUCCCUUACCCUGUGGGGACGAAGGCAGUUUAACGAGCCCGGACGUGCAUUUUGGUCCCUCCAAGUCCUGGCGGUGGGGACAAGGAGCACAGCAUGUCCCUGCUGCUCCUGCAGAUGGCAGAACGGAGGCUCCUCGUUCUCUUUGGCAGCCAGACGGGGACGGCCCAGGACACGGCAGAGAGGGUCGGGAGAGAGGCCACGCGCCGGCACCUGCAGUGCAGGGUGGAGGCCCUGGACAGCUGUGACCUGGCCAACCUCAUCCAUGAGCCACUGGUGGUGUUUGUGUGUGCCACCACCGGCCAGGGAGACCCACCUGAUAACAUGAAGGUGUUCUGGCGGUUCCUGUUCCGGAAGAACCUGCCACCCGGCUCCCUGUGCCAGCUGGACUACGCCGUGCUGGGCCUUGGAGACUCCUCCUACCCCAAGUUUAAUUUUGUUGCAAAGAAGCUGCACAAACGGCUGCUACAGCUCGGGGGCAACCCACUGCUGCCAGUGGCCCUGGGAGACGACCAGCAUGAUCUGGGGCCAGAUGCAGUGGUUGAUCCAUGGCUUGUGGCCUUAUGGGACAAGAUCCUCACGUUGUAUCCUCUCCCUCCUGGCCUUGAGAUCAUCAGCCCAGACACACGCUUGCCCCCCAAAUACACCCUGCACUACCUGCCUGAGGACUCCCCAGCCCCCGAGGGUGACCUUCUCCAGCCGACAGCGCCCAGGGCUGUUCCCUCUGAGCUCCAUCCCUUCGCUGCCCCCGUGGUGUCCAACCGGCGGCUCACGGCACAGUCGCACUUCCAGGACGUGCGGCUCAUCGAGUUCGACAUCACGGGCUCGGGCAUCACGUUCAGUGCAGGGGACGUGGUGAUGAUCCAGCCCCAGAACUGCCCUGAGGAUGUACAGCAGUUCUGCCAGCUCCUGCGCCUGGAUCCAGACAAGCGCUUUGUGCUGAAGCCCACGGAGCCUGGCACAUCCCUCCCUCCCCUCUUACCACAGCCCUGCACCAUCCGGCACCUGGUCACCCACUACCUGGACAUCUCCUGCGUGCCACGGCGCUCCUUCUUCGAGCUCCUGUCCCACUUCUCCACCAACGAGCUGGAGCGGGAGAAGCUGCAGGAGUUCAGCUCUGCUCAGGGCCAGGAGGAGCUGUACAGCUACUGCAACCGGCCCCGCAGGACCACGCUGGAGGCCCUGUGGGACUUCCCUCACACCACGUGUGCCAUUCCAGCCGAUUACCUGCUGGACCUCAUCCCUCGCAUCAGACCCCGCGCCUUCUCCAUCGCCUCUUCCAUGCUGGCUCACCCUGACAGGAUCCAGAUCCUCAUGGCAGUGGUGCAGUACAAGACACGGCUCAGCAAACCCCGCCGUGGGCUCUGCUCUACCUGGCUGGCUUCUCUCAAUCCAGAGCAAGGUGAUGUCCGGGUGCCUCUUUGGGUGAAGAAAGGAGGAUUGAAGUUCCCAGCUGACCCUGCCACCCCUGUGAUCAUGAUUGGCCCUGGCACAGGGGUGGCACCAUUCCGAGCAGCGAUACAGGAGCGGGUGGCACAGGGACGUACAGGGAACUGCCUCUUCUUUGGCUGUCGACAGAAAUCCAAGGACUUCUACUGUCAGGCAGAGUGGGAAGAGCUGGUGGCAAAGGGCUUCCUGACACUCUUCACAGCCUUCUCCAGGGACCAGGAGGAGAAGGUUUAUGUUCAGCACCGCAUCCGGGAGAACCGCGGGCUGCUCUGGGAGCUGCUGAGCCGUGGGAAUGCUCACAUCUACCUGGCUGGGGGCUCGUGUUUUCUCCUGCAUUUCUCUUAUUUUGAGGUUUGAACUGGCUUCAGUUCCAAAUGUCACCAUCACACCAAUCAUCUUGGAUUUCCUGAGAGCAGGCAGCAGCAGGACGGGAGCGGCUGCUCCUUCCCAGCAGUGUCUUACCCAGCUCAGGAUCAGACAUGUUUGACUUUGAGUGAUUCCUGAGAGGAAAGGACAGUUUCCUGCCCUCCUGCCGAUAAAUUCCAUCUCUCUGCAUAUUCCUUGUGUCCCUCUAAUGAGGAUGCUGGCAAAUGGAGCCAUGUGGGGCUGCAGUUCGGGCUGCCGAGCUGUGAUGCUCCUUCCCCGAGGUCAGGGUACUGCAGCCACAGCUCUUCCUGCAAAUGGGAAGCCCUUUGGAUGAUGGGGCUGCUCUCGAGGGAGGGGUAGGAUGACAACCCUGUCAUUUAUCAGGUGCUAGGCAGCCCAUGUGGCAGGGUGAGACAGGUUCCCACUGCCCUGCUGCCCCCUGAUCCCAGAGCACUGGAGCUGCUGCCCCUGGUUUUCCUUUC